UGAAAUUCACAGAACGGUGUCGUCCUUCCUUCUUUUCCGGUAAACUGGCUGUUGCCACAUUCUCUCACUCUUAUAACAGGCUGAAGCUAUCGCGCUGCUCGUUUUAUCUCCACUCUAAACAAUGCUUAAAUCAAGCUUCACUCCGAUUUUCUCAACCUUUCCCGCCAAACCGUUAUCCCCAAAACCACUGCCUAACGCUAUCUUUAGCUGCUUCGCACACACUGCGCCAACUGUUCGUCAAAAUGCCUCACCCAACACCCCCACCACCAUUCUUCCACCUCCUACUUCCGCUUACAUCCACCUCCCUUUCUGCCGAAAGCGCUGUCACUACUGUGACUUCACAAUCGUCGCUCUGGGCUCUUCUUCCAACCAAACCGAGGAUGACCCGCGAAUGAUCAACUACGUUCAAUUACUUUGCCGAGAAAUCAAUGCAAUGAAAGCCGAAAAUAAGGCCAACCCGCCUCUGGAAACGGUCUUUUUCGGGGGCGGCACGCCUUCUCUUGUGCCACCCAAGCUUGUUUCUUCCAUUUUGGAUACGCUGAGGUUGAAAUUUGGGUUGAGUUCGGAUUCUGAGAUAUCAAUGGAAAUGGACCCUGGGACAUUUGAUGCUAAGAAAAUGAAGGACAUGAUGGAGUUGGGUGUGAACAGGGUGUCAUUGGGAGUUCAGGCAUUUCAAGAAGAGUUGUUGAAAGCUUGUGGUAGAGCACAUGGUCUUAGGGAGGUUUAUGAGGCCAUUGAGAUUGUUGGGUCAUGCGGGGUUGAGAAUUGGAGCAUGGAUCUUAUCUCUUCUCUGCCUCACCAGACCCCAGAAAUGUGGCAAGAGAGUUUGAGGCUAACUGUUGAAGCUUGUCCUACCCAUGUGUCUGUAUAUGAUUUGCAAGUGGAACAAGGCACAAAAUUUGGAUUGUUGUACACACCAGGGGAGUUCCCAUUGCCGUCGGAAACACGGUCAUCUGAGUUCUAUAGGAUGGCAUCAAGGACGCUUUCUGAUGCGGGUUAUAACCACUAUGAAAUAAGCAGUUACUGCAAGAGUGGAUAUCAUUGCAAACACAAUCUUACUUAUUGGAAGAACAAACCUUUCUAUGCUUUUGGCCUUGGCUCUGCUAGCUACGUUGAUGGUGUGAGGUUUUCAAGGCCAAAAAGGAUGACAGAGUACAUGGGUUAUGUGGAGAAUUUGGAAAGUGGGUUGGUGGAUAGCUGUGAGAGUAAUCGUUCUGCUCAGGACAUGGCCACGGAUGUUCUCAUGCUCUCUCUUAGAACUUCAAGAGGUCUGGAUUUGAAGUCGUUUGGAGAAGAAUAUGGAAGCUCCCUUGUUCUCGCUCUCUGCAAGGCCUAUAAACCUUAUGUUGAAAGUGGGCAUGUGGUUUUCUUGGAUGAGCAGCGAAGGGCCAUGGCUACAGAUGAACUCAAUGCCUUGCUAGUAAACGAGGACAAGAUUGAAAGAAGUCCUGCCUACAUUCGUCUUAGUGAUCCGGAUGGUUUUCUUUUAUCGAAUGAAUUGAUAUCGCUUGCAUUUGCGGUUGUAGCUCCAUAAGCUAAGUGGAAGCCCAUGUACCUUCCGCAUCUGGUGGUGGAGUGGAACAAGCACUCAAAUAGUAUUUUUAUAGCAUCAUUCAAGGUGAUAUGUUGAUGGCUUUCCUAUAUAAGAGAAUUCAACUCUCCCAUCCAUCAGUAUUCAGCAGCGAAGAAAAUGGCGCGGCAGAGAAUCCGGGAGAUAAGCGACCAGCUUAGCUUAUCCAUCCUCAUACCAAUUGCUUUCAGCUGAUGAAAGAAGAAACUAAGCAUAAACAAUUUGCCUGCAUCGGGUAGGCAUUGUGGAGCAAAGUAUGACGAAGUUGACUGAAACAUCGAGUAGUAAAAGCCCAUCGCUCAUCAAAGAGAUGAUGAUUCUAUAUAGCAGAUAAUUUUAGAGCUAAUGGCUACAGAAAUUAGCCUUUGCAAUUAAAUAUUAUAUUUGGACUUGCAUGUUGUUUAUGGUUCUCCUUGUGACAUUCUAUAA
Messenger RNA from Prunus mume (Japanese apricot), 1999 nucleotides. RefSeq names its product Radical SAM superfamily protein. Gene Ontology annotation, cellular component: cytoplasm. Gene Ontology annotation, biological process: porphyrin-containing compound biosynthetic process. Lineage: Eukaryota; Viridiplantae; Streptophyta; Magnoliopsida; Rosales; Rosaceae. Gene Ontology annotation, molecular function: coproporphyrinogen oxidase activity; 4 iron, 4 sulfur cluster binding. The record is from RefSeq and is a predicted model, not a curated record.